Messenger RNA from Peromyscus eremicus (cactus mouse), 1722 nucleotides. It is a transcript of the gene Mrpl39, whose product is annotated as mitochondrial ribosomal protein L39. Gene Ontology annotation, molecular function: RNA binding; nucleotide binding. NCBI's taxonomy places the organism in Eukaryota, Metazoa, Chordata, Mammalia, Rodentia, Cricetidae. The coding region runs from base 794 to 1687 and encodes 297 amino acids. The transcript is spliced from 14 exons. The record is from RefSeq and is a predicted model, not a curated record. Gene Ontology annotation, cellular component: mitochondrion.
GGAGGAUAUGGGAACGUCCUAUACUAAUGAAGUUUUUCUUUAAGUUUGAAUUCUUAAAAGUUUUAAAUCUAUUAAAAGGAAAGAAAACACCCGUGACAUGCCAGACUUUCUGGCACUGGGGGAACAGUAUGGAAAAGGCUCCCAACUCAUUCCUUACAGGUAUCAGGAUUAGCAGAGCCGGCACAUGAUGGAGAAUUCGAAGGGAUCAUUCUGCCCAUUGAGUAAGCCUUUGCUUGCUUCUGCGUUCCUGACCAUUUCAAACGCGCCUAUUGUUUCUACUUUGAUGACUGAAUGGGAAUAACAGAGAAAUUCUGUGCUUUAAUGAACAAUUCUACAGCACAUCCACACUCCUGUUAAAGGGAGACUUAAGAGCUCAGAGGAACACACGACUUUGUUUUGUUACACUUCCUCCAGAUUCCAGCUUUGUUACUGAUUUUCAUCAGGCAGCCUGUCCCAUGAAAGAAUGUUUGGGAGGACAUUUGCAUUAAACAUGCUUGAGGUCUAAGACAAGCACCUUCCAGUACGAGAGAUGCUAGCCAGCAGGGAUGAAACUUGAAGAUCCAAGAUGUGAAGAGCAGCCAAUUCACACCCCCUCCUCUAUGGACCACUGUUCUUGCCAUCAUGCCUUCUCAGGAUGGACUGAAACCUCCGAACCUGUUUGAGCCAACCAAUAGAUCCAUAACCCUUCCAGUGAGCAGGAGGGACACUUGAUAAAGACCCUAACACUAAAACUUUAUAAGGAUUUAUAGCGACAUCACCAGCUGCUCAGCUGUCACCCACCGAACUGAUAGAAAUGCGGAAUGAUCUUUUUAAUAAAGAGAAAAGUAGGCAGUUAUCGUUAACUCCCCGAACAGAAAAGAUCGAGGUUAAGCAUGUUGGGAAAACUGAUCCUGGCACUGUCUUCGUGAUGAAUAAAAACAUUUCAACUCCCUACAGUUGUGCCAUGCAUUUAAGUGAGUGGUACUGCAGGAAAUCCAUUUUGGCUCUUGUGGACGGACAACCAUGGGGCAUGUAUAAGCCUUUGACCAAGUCCUGUGAGAUUAAAUUUCUUACCUUCAAAGACCCUGACCCAACAGAAGUGAAUAAGGCUUAUUGGCGUUCCUGUGCUAUGAUGAUGGGCUGUGUAGUAGAAAGGGCAUUCAAAGAUGAUUAUGUGGUCAGCUUGGUCAGAGCACCAGAAGUUCCUGUAAUUGCUGGGGCUUUCUGCUAUGAUGUCAUUUUGGAUAAGAGACUGGAUGAAUGGAUGCCAACGAAAGAGAACCUACGUUCUUUCACAAAAGAUGCCCAUGCUCUAAUUUAUAGGGACCUUCCCUUCGAAACUCUGGAGGUUGAUGCAAAAGUGGCAUUAGAAAUAUUUCAACAUAACAAGUAUAAAGUGGACUUCAUAGAAGAGAAGGCAUCUCAGAAUCCCGAGAGAAUAGUCAAGUUACACAGAAUUGGAGACUUCAUUGAUGUGAGUGAAGGCCCUCUUAUCCCAAGAACUAGUGUUUGUUUCCAGUUUGAAGUGUCAGCCGUCCACAACCUUCCGUCCCCGCAGCCGAACCUCAUACGAAGAUUUCAGGGCCUGUCUUUACCCACCCACUUGAGAGCACAUUUUACAAUAUGGGACAAGUUAUUGGAAAGAUCACAGAAAAAGGUAACUGAAGAUGUAAUCAGACAGACAGAGAGCACUGUAUCUACCCAGUAGCCUUCUAAAAUUUAAGUAUGUAUAGUAAAUUAAAA